UCUUUUUUUCUUCCUGCUGUGACGUCAACAACUUGCCGUUGAAGCAGAGGACUCACGGAGGUUCGAGUCCCAGCCAGAGACACCGGCAGGCAGGAGCGAUACCGAGCCACAUGCGUGCAGGGACAGUGACCGAGGCCAGCAGUGGAGAGCCGUGACCAUCGAGAGGAGGACACCGAGGCGGAGCCCCGGGACAGCCACAGAAGAGAGGGAGCCUUUGCUUUCUUGGACCGAACCGAGUCGAUGCGCUAACGGAGUCGGUCCGGAGACAGCAGGGGGGAUUUGCAGCCUCGUCCGUUGCAAGUUCGGUGUCGGAGCCAUCGGUGUGCAUUUCUUCCCCGGAGGUCGGUUCCGUCCAGGCCAUCAAGCUGUGUUCUCUAACCAUGGGAUGCACUCUGAGCGCCGAGGAGCGGGCGGCUCUGGACCGGAGCAAAGCCAUCGAGAAGAACCUGAAGGAGGACGGACUGACGGCGGCCAAGGACGUCAAGCUGCUGCUGCUCGGGGCCGGAGAGUCGGGGAAGAGCACCAUCGUCAAACAGAUGAAGAUCAUCCACGAGGACGGCUUCUCGGGCGACGACGUCAAGCAGUACAAGCCUGUGGUCUACAGCAACACCAUCCAGUCGCUGGCAGCCAUCGUCCGCGCCAUGGACACGCUGGGCCUGGAGUACGGCGACAAGGAGCGCAAGGCCGACGCCAAGAUGGUGUGCGACGUGGUCAGUCGCAUGGAGGACACGGAGCCGUACUCGGCAGAGCUGCUCUCCGCCAUGAUGCGGCUGUGGUCCGAUUCAGGAAUCCAGGAGUGUUUCAGCCGCGCCCGAGAGUACCAGCUCAACGACUCAGCACAAUACUACCUGGACAGUCUAGACCGAAUCGGUGCUGCCGACUACCAGCCCACAGAGCAGGACAUCCUGAGGACCCGGGUGAAGACCACGGGCAUCGUGGAGACACACUUCACCUUCAAAAACCUCCACUUCAGGCUGUUUGACGUGGGGGGUCAGAGGUCGGAGAGGAAGAAGUGGAUCCACUGUUUCGAGGACGUGACGGCCAUCAUCUUCUGCGUGGCGCUCAGCGGCUACGACCAGGUUCUGCACGAGGACGAGACCACGAAUCGAAUGCACGAGUCGCUGAUGCUGUUUGACUCCAUCUGCAACAACAAGUUCUUCAUCGACACCUCCAUCAUCCUCUUCCUCAACAAGAAGGAUCUGUUCGCGGAGAAGAUCAAGAAGUCGGCGCUCAGCAUCUGUUUCCCCGAGUACACAGGUCCCAACACCUACGAGGACGCGGCGGCCUACAUCCAGGCCCAGUUCGAGAGCAAGAACCGCUCGCCCAACAAGGAGAUCUACUGUCACAUGACCUGCGCCACAGACACGGGAAACAUCCAGGUGGUGUUCGACGCCGUCACCGACAUCAUCAUCGCCAACAACCUGCGAGGCUGCGGCUUGUACUGAGCGCGCUCCGUCCCUCCUCCCCCCCUCCUCCCCCGACACUGCUGUGGAUGAUGAGUCUGCUGCUUCUUUGAAAAGAAAGAAAGUGCACCGAGGAACAUGAUAACAAGGGUCAUAUCAAUAUAUAUAAUAAUAUCUCUCUCUCUCUAAUGUUUUAGUUCUGCCCCCCCCCCACACGCGCGCGCGCUCGCUCGCCGGCUGUGGAGCCUUGAAACUUCUCCAACAAACCCGUGACACGUUUGCUGCUCUUGGCUCGUAACUGCUCCUUUUUGAUGCUUAGUUUUGUGUUGAUAUUUAUUCCCUGGACACAUGUCACUUGCUGACGCUGGAGGACGGAGAGGAGAGCUGGACAGGAAGGUGCUGCUCUGCCGUCUGACCGCUGAACUGUAGCCGGCAGCGGCCGCCUCCGUGGAGCUGGGCGGCUGGCACCAGGCCAGGAGGGGGCGCCGCCGCUGCCAUGAAGACGUGGCCACAGACAGGCUGCAUCCGGCGCUGACCUCCGCUCUGUUCGCUUGCUCAGGUGCGAUCGGGCCGGCCGGCUGUGAGCAGCAGGGGGCCACGCAGCGCCCCUUCCUGUACACCCCGCACGCCGUCUCUCUAGCGCCACCAGGCCUCUCUCAUCUCCGUCUGUGCAUGACUGACCCGACCCUGGGGGGGGGAAGCCCAACAGCAUGAGUAACUUUGUACAGAGGUAGUGGACGUUCAGAGAAUAACCCAAAAACUGUUUGUAAAAAGAGCAACGACCGAAGCCGCCCAGCAAGUGGAGGGGGGCGGGGCUGGCUUGUCCUGGGAAGCUGAUUGGCUGGCGUUCAGAGGUGGGCGUGGCCUGCGAGCUUCUCCACCUCUUCUGAAGGAAGGAAGGUCAGAAAGAGGGGGGGCGGCGGCGGGGCCUCACCGGGUCUGGGCCGCUUGUUUGCCACCACGUCUGUGAGGGUUGGUUGGUUGAGGUGGAUCGGCUCGCUCGCUCGCUCGCCUCCGUCGAAGCAGCUCCCCGUCUCUUCUCUGUCUCUCGCGACCGUCAGUGGCCGUCCCCCGCGCGCGGCCUGCUCCCGCCUCAGAACUGCCCUCACCAGCGUGGACUGAGCGGGGCGGUCAGAGACGGCGCAUGUCCACACCUGGCUGCACACACACACACACACACACACACCUUCCAGGUGUAGGAGGAAAAGCACAGCUCUCUCUCUCACACACACAGAGUAUAUAUGUAGAUCUGUUAUCCGUUUCCCUCCCAUGGCAUCUGCUGGUUUCUAGUUUGGGAAGUGAGAGCUCUGUGUGACGACGACGAUCUCUUCCUCACGGCUCCUCUCUUUUUUACCCCCUCUCUUGCGUUCUCUUCCCUGUGAAUGCUUUUCUUUGGUGCAGCUUUCUCUCUCUCUCUCUCUCUCCUCUUUAGUGGAUGGUUGUUUCUUCAUGUGGGAUGUCCGUGCUGGAAAACCAAUCGAAUGUAGUGUUUACAUUAAAAAGCCACUGUUUUCAUGACGACAACCUGCUGUCUGUCUGUGUGGGGGGCUGCGAUCCGGACCUGCGCUGAUGCCCAGGGACAGGAAGUGGCGCUCCUCAGGUGGCCCUCUGCACCGAGUCUCUCCUGGAUGCUGCAGCACCUGGAGCCUGCGGUGGAGAGGGAGGACACACACCUCAUGUGAGUGGGACGUGCGCCACCAUAUUCCCUCCCUCCAUGUUGAGAUGACGUCGUGUACGGACCAAGGGUCGCGGUUCGGACGUGAAGGAUCCAGAGCAGCGGAGCCCCCCCUGGCGGAGGAGCGCUGCCAGUGCAGCACCACGCCCUGAGCGCAGGCUGCUGGAGCUCAGCACGACUUCCUCUUCCUCCACGUCUCCUCCGUCCACUCUCGCCUCUCCAGGCCGGCGGCCGAAGAGGAAGGGCCCCUCCGCAGAGAAACACCUGAGCGCGCGCACACAGUCCUCCGGCAGCAGGCUGUUGCUAGGAUACCGGGCAGCUCCGAGUCCUCAGACACGCAGAGCCCAUGGCGCGGGUGCGGGGGCGCCCCCUGCUGGGCGACUCUCCCUCGCGUCAAUAAGUGAGAGAUGCUGCUGACAGUGAUGCGUUCAGUGCAGUU
Messenger RNA from Synchiropus splendidus (mandarinfish), 3517 nucleotides. It is a transcript of the gene gnao1a, whose product is annotated as guanine nucleotide binding protein (G protein), alpha activating activity polypeptide O, a. Gene Ontology annotation, biological process: adenylate cyclase-modulating G protein-coupled receptor signaling pathway; G protein-coupled dopamine receptor signaling pathway. The record is from RefSeq and is a predicted model, not a curated record. Gene Ontology annotation, molecular function: mu-type opioid receptor binding; G-protein beta/gamma-subunit complex binding; GTP binding. Lineage: Eukaryota; Metazoa; Chordata; Actinopteri; Syngnathiformes; Callionymidae. The transcript has 8 exons. The coding region runs from base 381 to 1445 and encodes 354 amino acids. Gene Ontology annotation, cellular component: heterotrimeric G-protein complex.